GCAACGGUUAAAAUGUGGCCCCAAUUGCAAGCCUUCGGAGCAUUUCAAGCGGAAAAACUCCGCUUUCUCUUCAGCUUGGUUGGAAUUGAAAUUAGGGGCUGAAAGCUGACAGCACACGGACCACAUGCCUCAAACAACCACCGUUUGCUGCCCCACUAUCGUUCAAAUCCUACCCAACCCUACCACCACCACCACCACCACCACCACCACCAGGACGACCUCAGCUGAAAGAGACUCACAUUCCGGGAAACUGUAGUAAGAGACAUUGAUAUCAUUCGCUGCUUCACGUGAGCAAUUUUGGAACCCGGUACAGUCAGCUGCUGUUUGGGCAUAACCAACAUAUAUCAGAUCCCCACCACCAGUCUGAACCAUGGCCUUUUCAUUCUCGUUCGCCGGCGAUGAUAUAGAAGACGAUGGUCGUCCGCUCACCCCUCCACCCCAAGUCAAGAAGUCAGCUGUGGCCUCGCCCGCGGGGGCUGGUGCAUUUCCAGUUCAGGGCAAGUCCCAAUUACCACCAGCCAGCCAUGAUCUCGAGGACAUGCUUUCGAAGCUACCCUCCAAGAUAGCCUUCAACCUGCUCGGUGUCGAUCUUCAGGAUGGUAGCACACUCCAAAUACCAAGGCGUGAGCUCUGGGAUGUGCGGGCUCAGCUGAUGGCUGAGGAUGAUGGGGAAAACCCAUCUGAGUCAGAGGCUGGUCUUGGGGAGCACGACGUCAAGACGGGCAUUUAUGAGGGUGGCUUCAAGAGCUGGGAGAGCAGUGUUGAUAUGGUCAAGGUCUUGGCAUCGGAAAAGCCGGCCGAUUUUUUGAAUCAAGAGCCGUGUGUCUUGAUCGAGCUCGGCUGCGGCACGGCCUUGCCCUCUCUCGCACUCUUUCACUGGGCCUUGAGCGAAAGAAAGUCACAACCGAGACACCCGUUGGUGCUCACGCUUGCAGACUAUAACCCCUCUGUGCUCUAUCUGGUGACGUUGCCCAAUCUCAUCUUGGCCUGGGCUCUUCAGCAACGAAGCCGAGUAGCGCUCGUCGAAGAGGCUUUUACACCCGACGGAGAACUCGAUCUGACACCGGAGGUUAUCGCUGCUUUCAAGGACUCUCUGGUUUCCAACCAGAUCACUUUGAGAUUUCUUUCUGGUGCUUGGUCACCAGAGUUUGUGGAUAUUCUCUACAGCUCACCGAAUGCCCCAAGUCUUGCGGACAAUACCAAGACUCUUGUGCUUGGUUCGGAGACUAUUUACUCUCCUUUUGCCCUUGAUAGAUUCGGCGAGACUCUUCUUCUGAUUCUUGAGCGAGAGCGGAAAGACAGACCAAGCGGUUCUGCCAGAGCUGUCAUUGGCGCAAAGAAGCUUUACUUUGGCGUUGGAGGCUCGCUGGAUGAUUUUGUAGAAAAGAUGAGGGGCCUUGGGACAACAGUGAACAACCUGUUUGAGGAACGCACUGGUGUUGUCAGAGGCGUCGUCGACUGCCAGCUCUCAUGA
Podospora pseudocomata is the source of this 1474-nucleotide messenger RNA. RefSeq lists its product as uncharacterized. Gene Ontology annotation, biological process: peptidyl-histidine methylation, to form tele-methylhistidine. Gene Ontology annotation, molecular function: protein-L-histidine N-tele-methyltransferase activity. The transcript is spliced from 2 exons. The record is from RefSeq and is a predicted model, not a curated record. NCBI's taxonomy places the organism in Eukaryota, Fungi, Ascomycota, Sordariomycetes, Sordariales, Podosporaceae. The coding region runs from base 371 to 1474 and encodes 367 amino acids.